This is a messenger RNA of Spodoptera littoralis (African cotton leafworm), 429 nucleotides long. Lineage: Eukaryota; Metazoa; Arthropoda; Insecta; Lepidoptera; Noctuidae. The record is from the annotation of a GenBank genome assembly.
AUGACGAAACACAACGCAAGCGUUGCAUCACGUCAGUUUUCUGUGAGGCCGUGGUAUCACACCGGUCGAGCCGGCCCAUUCGUGUCGAAGCAUGGCUCUCCCACACAACCGGUAAACGAGCAGACGGAUCACCUGAUGGUAUCCUCGCCAAGGCAGGAGCAGUCAUUCGAUGAUAUUCCCCCCUUAAAAAAAAGCGUUGUUUCAAGUCGGUUUUCUGUGAGGCCGUGGUGUCACUCCGGUCGAGCCGGCCCAUUCGUGCUGAAGCAUGGCUCUCCCAAAAAAUACUCUUUGUUCUGCUCUAGGAAUGAAAAUCAUCGAAAGACUGCUCCCGCCUGGGGUGAGGCGGGAGAGAGUGUCAGACUCUUACUGACUAAAAACCACCCCGUUCCUUCUCCUGCACGUCGAGCCGGAGCCCCGGUAAUCCGUUAG